Messenger RNA from Prunus armeniaca (apricot), 303 nucleotides. The record is from the annotation of a GenBank genome assembly. NCBI's taxonomy places the organism in Eukaryota, Viridiplantae, Streptophyta, Magnoliopsida, Rosales, Rosaceae.
AUGUCUGCAACAGGAGGUGCUGAUGGUCAGGGGGAAGAGAAGAAACCAGGGGAUCAGUCAGCCCACAUUAACCUCAAAGUCAAGGGUCAGGAUGGCAAUGAGGUUUUCUUCAGAAUCAAGCAAAGCACCCAGUUGAAGAAGCUCAUGACUGCUUACUGUGAUCGGCAGUCUGUCGACAUGAACUCGAUUGCCUUCUUGUUUGACGGCCGUAGGCUCCGCGCAGAGCAGACUCCAGAGGAGCUGGAGAUGGAAGAUGGUGAUGAGAUUGAUGCAAUGCUGCACCAAACUGGAGGGUGGGUGUGA